Molecule: messenger RNA, 1644 nt
Organism: Mangifera indica (mango)
Lineage: Eukaryota; Viridiplantae; Streptophyta; Magnoliopsida; Sapindales; Anacardiaceae
Product: putative protein TPRXL
Exons: 1
Coding region: 184-1338 (384 amino acids)
Source: RefSeq, a predicted model, not a curated record
UGUCGCCAUUAGAGUCUCACACUUGGACUUGAACUAACUUCACUCUGCAUUCAUUCGUUAAUUCCAAACCCUAGCGCCCUUUUUCUCUUUCUCUCUCUAGAUCCCGGCCGAUCACUUUCUGCGACGUCUCUCCGGUCUCCGGCGUUUUCUAAGUGCUUUGCAUGACCUCUAGUGGCAAACUUCAUGGCCUCUGCCUGCGUCAAUAACAAUAUCAGCGUCUCGCCGGAGAGCUUCCCCUCGUACGGAUGGCUGAGCCCAGGGCGGAGUCCGGGGAUGUCGUUUAGUCGGGAUGAGGAACAACGGUCAUCUUCUUUGAAAGAACCGUCGUUGCUGGCUGAAGACGAGACGGAGAUUCAAGAUCCGGUUGAUUUCGAGUUCAGGUUAGAAGAUCCGGUGACAAUGCUCCCUGCCGAUGAGCUUUUCUCCAAUGGAAAGCUCGUGCCGCUCCACGUAGCUGCUCUCAAACCGUCUUCAGCCACCACUGGGUCAACCAACGAGUCGACAAAGCCGUGCAUGGACCCUUACUUGUUCUCACCAAAAGCUCCCAGGUGUUCAAGUCGCUGGAAGGAGUUAUUAGGCUUGAAAAAACUGUACCAAAACUCGAAAUCUGAAAAUCACGCCAAAACGAUGUCGUCUAAUCCUCCUCCAAAAUCUUCAAUAAAACAUUUCCUUCAUCGGAACUCCAAAUCUUCUUCCUCCUCCCCCUCUUCCGCCUCAUCUUCUUUGGAAUCAUCUCUCAGUCUUCCUUUGCUUAAAGACUUGUCGGAUAGCGAAACCGUUUCGCUAUCUUCGUCUCGCUUGUCGCUUUCAUCGUCGUCGUCGAGUCACGAGCACGAGGAACUUCCGAGACUCUCACUCGAAUCGGAUAAACCCGGUUUGAAUCCGAGUCCGAACCCAUUUGCGAAUCCUUCUAGAAUGAGGAUCGUCAAACAUAGAGAUAAUAAUAAUCAACAUCAGAAUACAAAUACAACAAUCGUCUCACAUGCCGGAAGGAGUCCAAUGCGGAGAGAAACCGCGGCUGCUGCUUGUAGAGGAGUCUCGGUCGACAGUCCGAGAUUGAAUUCUUCCGGGAAAAUAGUGUUCCAGAGCUUGGAGAGAAGCUCGAGUAGUCCGAGUAGCUUAAAUGGCGGGCCGAGAUUCAAACACAGAGGCAUGGAGAGAUCUUACUCGGCUAAUGUUAGAAUCACUCCGGUUCUAAACGUUCCGGUUUGUUCUCUCAGAGGGUCUUCAAAGUCUGGUUCGGUUUUUGGAUUCGGUCAGUUGUUUUCUUCGCAGCAUAAAAGUGGAAAUGGCGGUCGACAGCAGAGUAAUAGUAGGAACCGGACUGAUCGAACUUGACUGAAUCAUUAGAAGAAAUGAAGAAGAGGGUAACAAAUUAAUUCUGUCUUUCUUUUUAUUUUAAUUUCGGGAAUUCAUCAUUGUGUUGUGUGUUUUUGUUUAAAUUUAGAAGCAAACAAUUCCACAUGGCAUUGUUAAUGGGGGUUCAUUUGCUUUCGUUUCCUUUUUGUUAUUGUUUUUCAUUUAACAUAUUGUAGAUGUAAAUAUAAUGAUGCUGAUCCUAUUGUUCUUCUUGUUCAAAUCUUCCCUAACUUUGGAUGAAUGCUGAGGAGGUGGGCCUGUAGGCUCUGUUUUCGUUUUUGGUAA